Messenger RNA from Corythoichthys intestinalis (scribbled pipefish), 6111 nucleotides. It is a transcript of the gene f8, whose product is annotated as coagulation factor VIII, procoagulant component. Bases 64 to 4953 code for a protein of 1629 amino acids. NCBI's taxonomy places the organism in Eukaryota, Metazoa, Chordata, Actinopteri, Syngnathiformes, Syngnathidae. The record is from RefSeq and is a predicted model, not a curated record. Gene Ontology annotation, molecular function: signaling receptor activity; copper ion binding; oxidoreductase activity. The transcript is spliced from 27 exons. Gene Ontology annotation, cellular component: plasma membrane.
ACUGAAGCGCACAGUGUCUACGAGUUAUGUCUUUGUCGUACAUUACAGGUGCGCACAUCGACAAUGAGAGUGUCACUUUUGCUUCUGCUGCUGCUGUGCACUUUCAGCCAUGCAGCGAACACUCUGGUGAGAGAGUAUUUCAUUGCUGCUGUUGAAAUUGGCUGGGACUAUGCCAGUGUGGGAGAUGCUGACGCAACAUCUGACCAAAGGUUGUUGUCCAAAGAUAAGGCUCACAAAUACAUUAAGGCAGUUUACAGGGAGUACACAGAUGCUUCAUACACUGUCCUCAAACCAAGACCUCCUUGGACAGGUAUUCAAGGUCCAGUGAUUGUGACUCAGCCCCUUGAAAGGGUUAUUAUACACUUCAAAAACAUGGCAUCACAGCCUUACAGCAUCAGCCCAGUUGGUAUAACAUACUGGAAGCAGUCUGAAGGAGCUGGCUACGACGACUCCACAGGAGGCAAAGAGAAGGAGGAUGACGCAGUCUUUCCGGGAAGAUACCACAAGUACGUGUGGGACAUCAGCGCCGCUGACGGACCCACGAUAGAUGACCCAGAGUGUCUUACCUACUCCUAUUCAUCCCAAGUGGACCCGGUUCGAGACAUCAACUCUGGGCUUAUUGGUGCCCUGCUCAUCUGCCAGUCAAGUGCAUUUAUUGAGAACAAGCAGAGGAGAAAUACUGCAUUUGUGCUACUCUUUGCUGUGUUUGACGAGAGCAAGAGCUGGUAUGGGGAGAUGGAAGAGAGGAGCAUAGGAAACAUCCAGAGGAGCAACAGCAGGAAAAAAUAUCACACCAUCAAUGGCUAUAGCAACUCCACUUUGCCUGGCUUAACAAUGUGCCAAAAACGUGUGAUUUGGCACAUAAUUGGUAUCGGCAGUGCCCCAGAAAUACACUCUAUACAGUUCCAGGAUCACACUCUGAAGGUGAUGAAACAUCGUAAAGUGUCUAUGGAGGUGACCCCCAUGACGUUUGCCACUGCGGAAAUGAAGCCUGGCACAGUAGGCCGCUUCCUCAUCAGCUGCAAGAUAAAUGCACACCGCCAGGAUGGAAUGAGCGCCAUGUUCAAGGUGGAGAGCUGCCCAGGUCCUGACCUUCGCAAUGUUCAAGAGGACAUCUAUGAUGAGUACGGCGAAGACUACUUCAACGCCGUUGAUUUUCAGCCUUUGAGUCCACGAGCACUGGGGAGAUCCAGUAGUGGACAGCAGCCAAGAAUUUGGAAACGUUACAUCGCUGCUGAGGAGUUGAUGUGGGACUAUGCACCUCAUCUCACUGCCAAAAACAGUGGGUUGCAGUCCAGAGACAAGCCUGAGACCCCUCUUCACGGCAACUACAAGUAUAAAAAGGUGGCUUAUGUGGAAUAUACAGACAGAUCUUUCACUAAGAGGAAAAACACGGACAGGACACUAAUGGGUCCGAUCCUGAAAGGAAAUGUCAAUGAUCGGUUCCAUAUCACAUUCAAAAAUAUGGCCAGUCAUCCUUUUAAUAUCUACCCUAAUGACCUCACCAAAGUCUAUCCGCUACAGCAAUCCACAAAUGAUGCAGAAAAUGACUUGCGCUCAAUGGAGGUGCCUCCGAAUGGGACGUUUGUCUAUGUCUGGGAAAUAACGCCUGAUGACGGGCCCAUGGAGAAGGACCCGGUAUGUCUGUCACUUCUUUACCAGAGCACCGUAUCCCCAGAGAGAGACCUGGCCUCUGGGUUAGUGGGCACUUUGCUAAUCUGCAAGGCUGACACCAUCAACAAAAGAGGAGGCCUGAAGUCCACUGAUUUUGAAUGUAGGCUGAUGUUUGCUGUAUUUGAUGAGAAUAGAAGUUGGUAUGCAGAAGAAAACAUUUACCAACACCAGAACCUAUCUCAAAGCACAAAUCCUGAUUUCUACGACUCCAACGUCAUUUACAGUAUAAAUGGCAUCAUAUACAAAGAGCACCAAAAUGCGUGUCCCAAAAUGUGUAAGACAGAAGUUAUCUACUGGCUUGUGGCCAAUGUGGGUACCAGAAGCAAUUUUCUGUCUGUUUACUUCACUGGAAACCUUUUCAAAUAUAACGACCUGCAUCAGUCUGUCCUCACCCUCUUUCCAAUGAUGAGCAUGGCCAUUUCCAUGGAAAUGGACAUACUAGGUGAGUGGGAAAUUAGUGCCUUCGAUGGCAGCCUCAAGAGUCGGGGUAUGAGCACUAGUUACACUGUUUGUCCCUGCGGCUUCGGAAACCCAUAUGUGGACCAAGAUGAGGACAUUGACGGUCUCGCUGACUGUGUGGGCCUACUGCCAAAGAGCAAGAGACCUCAUAAUAAGAAAAAUAUGGUUUGGGUGUGCAAGAAUAAUACUGAGAGUCAAUAUGACACUGGUGACAAUAUUGAGUGGACUGUGAAAGGAGACCAAAUCUGCCAAAUGAGAAGACUGACUGUAGAGUCUUUGGAUGGAGAAAAUUCAACCAGUGAACUUGAGGGAGGAAUCCCACUGGAUGUCUUGAAUGAAUUAGAGAGAAAUGGGGAGUGGAUAGAGGAUGUGAACGGGACAGAACAUAACAGAAAUGGUAGACAGAGAAGAUGGGUGGAAGGAAACGGGACACAAGGACACUUUAGCUCUGCAGGACCUGGAAAUGACAAACUAAAAGGGCAGUUUGGAGAAAAGACCCCAAAAAACGGGACAGACACCAGUGUUGAGAAGAAGACUGACCAAAAGAAUGUGAUGCCACUUGAAAUAAAUGCGACGAGGGUAGAAAGCAACGAGAUCAUACCCGACAGAAAUCCAAGCUUUAAGGAGAAGCUUUUAAGUGAAAGCGAUUCACUGGAAAUGGACAAAAACUUCAGGGAAAGCCAUAUUUCGAAUGAUUCUGAGGACCAAACAGUUGAUUCCCCACGGAUUGUUUAUAAUUCUACGGGAGCAAACAAUACAACAGGAAUUAAUCUGUCUGUGGAUUACGAUGACUACAGCCAAACAGAAGAAAGCUCAUCGGAUGAAAUUAUUUCACAGAAAAUUGACGUGCGCUCCAGUAAAACAAUGUACCGCAAAUAUUACAUCGCUGCAGUGGAGAUCAACUGGGACUAUGGCAUCAAAAAAGCUCCUGGUAUUAUCACACCAGGGGAAAAGCGUCGUGGAAUGAGGAAGUUCCUGCAAGAAUACAAGAAGGUGGUGUUUCGGGAAUACACAAACGAAAACUUCCUGGAACGUGCUCAUAGAGGAGAGCUUCACGAACACCUGGGAAUUAUGGGACCCUUCAUCAAAGCAGAAGUCAACGAGCUCCUUACUGUCGUGUUCAAGAACAAGGCAUCCAGGCCCUACUCGUUUCACCUUCAGGGAGUUUAUGAUCGUACUCAGGGAGUUGGCAUUGCACAAAGCUAUGCCCAGUCCCCACCAGCUGGAGUUCCAGGAGAGCCUGUUCCACCUGGAGAGACACGCGUUUAUAACUGGAAAAUCACAACGACACAAGGUCCCACUGAUGCAGAGUUCAAAUGCAAGGCUGGAGCAUACUACUCAACUGUGGACAAGGAGAGGGACCUUCACUCAGGCCUGAUUGGUCCACUGCUCGUGUGUAAAAAUGGCACUCUGCCGAACUCUGAGGAUUUAGGACCAGAGGUCCAGGAUUACAGCCUUCUGUUCCACACAUUUGAUGAGACCAAAAGCUGGUAUUUGGAGGAGAACCUGAAGAAGCAUUGUGUCCAUCCCUGUCAGGUCAACCAGGCUGACACAUGGUAUAAGAUAAGCAAUAGGUUUUCAGCAAUAAAUGGCUAUGUGGCAGAGACACUUCCUGGUCUGAUAGUUGCACAGUACCAGCAAGUCCGGUGGCACCUGCUGAAUGUGGGAAGUGAUGCAGAGUAUCACGCUGUGCACUUCCAUGGUUUGCCUUUUACCCUCCCUGGGCAGAAGCACCGCACGGGCAUUUACAACUUAUUCCCUGGUGUGUUCGGCACCAUAGAGAUGAGCCCCUCCACACUUGGCACGUGGCUGGUUGAGUGCACCGUCGGGGACUACCAGCUGGCUGGAAUGAGGGCUAAGCUGUUGGUCUAUGAUCGAGAUUGCGCUUUGCCUCUGGGAAUGAAAUCCGGAAACAUUAAGGAUUCACAGAUCACGGCUUCAGAUCACAGAGGUACAUGGGAGCCCCACCUUGCGAGGCUGGAUCAGUCUGGUUAUAUCAAUGCUUGGAAGGGUACAAGUACAUCUUCUUGGAUACAGGUGGACUUGCAGAAGCCGACCCUGCUGCAUGGCAUUCAGACGCAGGGCGUAAGGUCAAACCUGAAGGCAAACUUUAUCAUAAUGUUUAAAAUUUCCUACAGCCUGGAUCAGAAGACGUGGAUCAUCUACCAGGGAAACAAGACAACUCAGCCCCAUAAGUUUGAUGGAAACACGGACAACUUCAGCGUGAAGGAUAACCGCUUCUUGCCUCCAUUUGUGGCUCGUUAUGUCAGGGUUCAGCCUGAAAGCUAUACUGAGAGUCCUGCACUGCGAAUGGAGCUCCUGGGCUGUGAUCUCAACAGCUGCUCAAAUCCACUUGGAGUCGAAAGUGGACUGAUUGAAAACAUCACUGCCUCCUCUUAUCGUUCAUCACUUCUGCGAAAGUGGAGCCCCACCCUUGCCCGCCUCCAUCAGACGGGAAGGACCAAUGCCUGGAGGCCCAAGGAGAACAACCCUCACCAGUGGCUGGAAGUGGACCUGAUCACAGUCAAGCGCAUCACAGGUGUCAUUACCCAGGGAGCGAGAUAUUUCGGGACACCAAUGAUGGUCACCGAGUUCUCAGUGACUGUCAGUUUGGAUCGCCGCUCAUGGAGCAGUGUGUUGGAGAAGGACUCGUACAGGGAACUGAUUUUUGCAGGUAACAACGAGCCAGAUGAGGAAGCCCUCACUGUUUUUGAGCCAGCUCUUUUCGGCCGCUUCCUUCGCAUACACCCUCGCGGUUGGACCAAUGAAAUCGCUCUGCGCCUGGAGGUGCUGGGCUGCGAUACACAGCAGGAUCUCUAACCAGCAGUGACGCAAAGCACCUUUAAAGCGGCCCACAUACGCACAAACAUUUUCAUCAAUCGUAUUGAGCUCACAAUCAAUAAGGCUUUGACAUUUGCCCUACAUGUUCAAUGGAUAAUGUACAACAGGGGUUCCCAACCUAUUCCACUAAGGCACACUGUGGGUGCAGGAUUUCAUUCUUACCAAACAAGAUGACAACACUUUUUCCCCAAUCUGGUGUUUUACAAGUGCAAUCAGUUGAUUGCAGUCAGGUGUGGCUUGUUUUAGCAGAAGCCUCAUUGGUUCAACUGUCUCUGCUGGAUCGGCUGGAACAAAAACCAGGACCCACAGUGUGCCUUGAGGACUGGGUUGAAAACCCCUGAUGUACAAAUUCAGUUUGUGCCCAUCUGUCGCAAUGGACAGCCCAACAGCACCUGUAUUGUACUCUGUGAUGGAGCUGGUGUUUCUUGAAUAUUCGGGAACAAAAGAGCAUCAAAAGAACAUUGUGACAAUUCAUAAAUGUCUUCUGCUCCAGAGGUUGUUCACCUUUUUCAGUUCCUUUCGAAAAUUUGUCCGUGGUGAGUUUAUCUUCUUCAACUCAUCCUUCAUCCCUCCCUUAUACUACUCGCUGUAUUUGUCUAGAAGAGUAUCAUAUGUUAUAUUUCUGUCACUAUAUUCCUUGCUUUUAACUGUCCAAAGCGCAAAGUAAAUUCCGAUAUAGAUAUCAGCAGAAUAGAUUUUUUCGCCUCUUUAGAUGGUGCCAUAUGUGUUCUUGUCCACACAUGCAUACUUCGACAGUUUGUGCAAAACAAACAAAAUAACAAAAAAACGUCUCUGUCCAUUUAUUAACAUAUAUACUUGUAGGUGGUCACUAUCGUCUAUACACAAUUAGAAAAAUACUGUUGACAAAAUAGUUUGUGCUUGUACGGGCUGCUUUAUUUGCACAUCAACCCUGCGCUAAGCUAUACAGUAUUGGAUCUGUUUUUCCUGUUAGAAAAGGGUAUCAGAUAAGUUGUAAUAAUGCAGAGGAUACAGUUUCAAAAAGUGUCUUCAGAAUGUAUGCUUUUGUAAAUAUUUCACACAGAUGGAUGCGUAACGUUUGAAUGAUUGUUAUAUAUUGUUACAAAAGUAUGGAUUGUCAUAUACAUAUUUCUGCUUUCAUAAAUUUCAUAUAAGUAA